UAAGACCUUUUCUUUUCACUAUAAAAAUUUAUUUUAUGAAUAGCACUCGUUCGUGUCGCGAGGUUUCGAUCGUUCUUAUCCGAUAGAGAUCGAGAGGGAGAGCAAUGGAUCCUUAUAAGCAUCGCCCAUCCAGCAACCACAACUCACCCUUUUGGACAACCAACUCUGGUGCUCCAAUCUGGAACAACAACUCCUCACUCACUGUUGGACAUCGAGGUCCUAUUCUCCUAGAGGAUUAUCAUUUAAUUGAGAAGCUUGCCCAGUUUGAUAGGGAGCGUAUUCCAGAACGUGUUGUUCAUGCCAGGGGAGCAAGUGCCAAGGGCUUCUUUGAGGUGACUCAUGAUGUUUCUCACCUUACAUGUGCUGAUUUCCUUAGAGCACCUGGGGUCCAAACUCCAGUUAUUGUUCGAUUUUCCACCGUUGUACAUGAGCGUGGGAGCCCUGAAACCCUGAGGGACCCUCGAGGUUUUGCUGUGAAGUUCUACACAAGAGAGGGGAAUUUUGAUCUUGUGGGGAACAACUUCCCAGUGUUCUUCAUUCGUGAUGGAAUGAAGUUCCCUGAUAUGGUUCAUGCUUUCAAACCGAAUCCAAAGUCCCAUAUCCAAGAGCACUGGAGGAUUCUUGAUUUCUUCUCACAUCACCCAGAGAGUUUGCAUAUGUUCACUUUUUUGUUUGAUGAUGUUGGCAUCCCAUUGAACUACAGACAUAUGGAUGGUUCCGGGGUGAACACAUACACUCUUAUCAAUAGAAAUGGAAAAGUUCAUUAUGUUAAGUUUCACUGGCGACCUACCUGCGGAGUGAAGUGCUUGCUGGAUAAUGAGGCUGUGAAUGUUGGAGGCAGCAAUCACAGUCAUGCCACUAAGGAUCUUUAUGACUCUAUUUCCACUGGAAAUUAUCCAGAGUGGAAACUCUUCAUUCAGACAAUGGAUCCUGACCAUGAAGAUCGCUUUGAUUUUGAUCCACUUGAUGUCACCAAAACUUGGCCAGAGGACAUCUUACCUCUUCAGCCAGUGGGACGCUUAGUUUUGAACAAGAACAUCGAUAACUUCUUUGCGGAGAAUGAGCAGCUCGCCUUCUGUCCAGCAAUUGUGGUGCCUGGCAUCUAUUAUUCAGAUGAUAAGCUACUCCAGACCAGAAUAUUCUCCUAUGCAGAUACUCAAAGGCAUCGCUUGGGACCAAACUAUCUGAUGCUUCCUGUAAAUGCUCCCAAGUGUGCUCAUCACAACAACCAUCAUGAUGGUUUUAUGAAUUUUAUGCACAGGGAUGAGGAGGUGAACUACUUCCCGUCGAGGUAUGACAGUGUUGGACAUGCCGAGGAGUUCCCAAUACCACCUCCCAUUCUCAAUGGGAAGCGUGAGAAGUGUAUUAUCCAUAAGGAGAACAAUUUCAAGCAAGCCGGAGAGAGGUACCGGUCCUGGGCUCCUGACAGGCAAGAGCGUUUUGUCAAUCGCUGUGUUGAUGCAUUGAGUGACCAGAGAGUUACUCAUGAGCUUCGCAACAUCUGGAUUUCAUAUUGGUCUCAGUGUGACAAGUCUCUUGGUGAGAAACUGGCAAAUCAACUCAGUAUGAAACCAAGCAUGUAAAAUAAUGAAUUUCAAGAAGAAAAACAGUGGCUGGUUUGUGAAGAAAGUCAGAAGAACUCCUAAAUCAUGUUCUCUCUUCUUCUCAUUUUGAGUCCCUUGUUUAAUAAAGAUAUCUAAGCUAUAUUGUUAAUGGCCUGUGGUUUGGUCCAGGGAGGGCAAGGUACUAAAAGCUCUAUAAAAAAAUUAUUUUUU
Molecule: messenger RNA, 1775 nt
Organism: Dioscorea cayenensis subsp. rotundata (Guinea yam)
Lineage: Eukaryota; Viridiplantae; Streptophyta; Magnoliopsida; Dioscoreales; Dioscoreaceae
Product: catalase isozyme 1-like
Biological process (GO): response to hydrogen peroxide; hydrogen peroxide catabolic process
Cellular component (GO): plasma membrane; peroxisome; cytoplasm
Molecular function (GO): catalase activity; heme binding
Source: RefSeq, a predicted model, not a curated record